This is a messenger RNA of Effrenium voratum, 1460 nucleotides long. The record is from the annotation of a GenBank genome assembly. Lineage: Eukaryota; Dinophyceae; Suessiales; Symbiodiniaceae.
CCUUGUUCUGCCGGAUCGCACAAAGUGGCAGCGGGCCCAUGACUCGCGAUGGUGUACCUGCGCCAGCUGAUGCCUACUCGCGGCUUCCUGCUGGGCUUUUGGCGUAAAGGACCCCCAGGCCGGCGCUGGAUCCACGCAAGACCCGAGCACACCUCGCAGCAGCUGCAGCAGAAGCUGCUCACGCGGCCUCGGGAGGAUCUCCUUUCUCCUGGCAGGACGGGGCGACUGGGCAGGUCGCAGUCCAACUUCAUCCCGGCCCCCACGCAAGAGCCAGGCCCCAAGGCGACGGCGGCAGUUCGCAAGCAGCUGCAGCUCAGCAAGUACCCCCAGGAUUUGUUGCAGCACUUGGAGCGUGCAGCGGCAGAAGGCAAGUUGGACCCGACAGUCAUCGGCGCCGCCAUGAAGCGUUGCGAGCAGGGCAGGUUUUGGGAUGCGCUGCUCAGGGCGCGAAGCCUGCAGAAGAAGGAGAAGAUCUUGUUGGGACCUGUGCAGGUCAGCAUCUACUUGACGGCCUUGGCCAGGUGCGCCAGUGGUGAACGAGGCUCAGUGCAAGAGGCCAGGCGGCGCCAAGUCUUUGCUUUGGCGCGGGAGGCAUUCGAUGGCUCCGCGUUCGAUGGCUGGGACUCGGUCACUGGCAGUAUCGUCUUGAACUCUGCGCUGUCCUUUGGGCAGGUGAGGCACGCAUGCUCGAUUUCAGCCGACCCUGACGCCGCCCGAUGGGCCAAAGACUUGUGGGAGACGGCUGCAAGACAUGGGGUCCAACACAGCAAUUCCAACUACUCGUCGCUUGCUACCUUGUGGGAGAAGCUGGGCGCGGCAGACGCGGUGGAUGAGCUCUUGGCCCUGGCGGCGCAAGGGCCGCCGCGCUGGCGGCCCAGCCACGUGACCCUGGCGGCGCUGGUGGAUGCGGCCGGGGAGCGCAGGGACUGGAAGCGAGCAGAAGCGCUGUGGAGCAGGUUGGUGCGCCUGGGUGUGGCGCCGCAGCUGGCGGCCGCCGCCCGUGCAAAGGCGCACCUGCUCUGCGGCCGCGUGCACGCCUGCACCCAGCUGGCCGCUGGCGAAGGAGCCGGAGGCUACAAGCUGGCAGAGCUCGAAGUGCAAGCUUUGCUGGUCGCGUACCACUCGGCACCAGAACCUGCGAUGGAAGAGCGCUUGCGCGCUGCGCUGCGGAACGGGGAGGACUGCUUAAAGCGUGAGUCCAGCCACCGACAGCUUCGAGACUGGAAGCUGUUGCGGCAGGCGGGUGAGUUGCUGCUGGCGGGGCAGCCGCAGCUUCGGCUGCGGGAGGUGCUGCUGAGCUACAUCGCCCGCAGGUCCGUGAUGAUGGAGUGGCCCAACCACCCGGCAGCCACCCGAUAUCUGCACCCGGAGGCGCCGGAGGAUCUGGAUGUCGGGAUCCGGCCUGAAACCUGAGGGCCAUUCCGAGUGUACAUAUGGCGUCCAGACAGCCCAGACACAGG